Messenger RNA from Penaeus vannamei (Pacific white shrimp), 558 nucleotides. Lineage: Eukaryota; Metazoa; Arthropoda; Malacostraca; Decapoda; Penaeidae. The record is from RefSeq and is a predicted model, not a curated record.
CCCUCGGCCAUUAUAAUGGCCCUUCCAAAGCUUCAUGACGAACUCCGAUUUCAUUUCGGACUCGAAUGUGAGCGUGCAGACAUGGCGACCGAACCCGAAAGUCUAGAUAUCCUGGAAGACCGAGUGAAGAGGCUCGAGGAGAAGAUAUUUGGCCCUCUACCCAAAGAUGCAGAAUACCCAGAGGUUGUGUCCACACUUGCUUCCUUGGGUGGCCAGCUGGGCAGUGCUCUUGGGACCAGAGAUAGGAUGAUGAUGGUCAUGAAGAGAUUGGAAGAAUUGGAGCGAUACCUUGACCCAGCUUAUGGAGAGUCUUUCGAAUUAUCUGAUAAUGUGAAACUGGACCUGGUGCUGACCCGGGAAGAGCAGCUCCGAAACCAGCAUCAGCAGCUCAACACACUGCACUCACUCAAGCAUGUUCUUGACUCUCAACACAUUAGUGAUACACCCAACCUGAGUGAUGAACUUAUCCAGAUAGCCAACAAACACAGCCAAGAUGAAGAAGCCGCCACUGCACAGAGCAUGCAGAUCAAGAAUAUGCUGGACCAGUAUAAUGCUAUU